Messenger RNA from Rotaria sp. Silwood2, 417 nucleotides. NCBI's taxonomy places the organism in Eukaryota, Metazoa, Rotifera, Eurotatoria, Philodinida, Philodinidae. The record is from the annotation of a GenBank genome assembly.
AUGAAAUAUAAUGCUAUGAAAGUGUGGACUGAAUUAAAUAGUGAAUCGUAUCAACAACUACAUCAUGAAUUACUUUAUAGACCAACACGAAGAGAAAAUGAAGCACAACUUCAGACAAGUGCUCAAUUAAUUCCAAAACCAAAGCACUAUGAACAUAAGGAUCAAAUAUAUUUGCAUUACACAUUCGAAAGUGGCUCAUUAAUAAAUUUUAAGAAAGAAUAUCGUCAAAUUUGGGGAAAAUACUAUGUCUAUUCAGGUUCGCGUUUAAAAAGUACAAGACUGAUUAUUGGUACUAUAUUAAAUCGAACAUUACAAAGUCUUUUAAUUCACAAGAAACCAAAACGAGUUAAAUUGACGAAAAUGGAAUCUACAACACAAGCAGCUUUUCGAACAAUUCACCAGCUGUUACCUCAUUAA